This is a messenger RNA of Prunus armeniaca (apricot), 1371 nucleotides long. The record is from the annotation of a GenBank genome assembly. Lineage: Eukaryota; Viridiplantae; Streptophyta; Magnoliopsida; Rosales; Rosaceae.
AUGCAGAUUCAAUGCACCUGGCCAGCCAAUGAAAUGCGCUUCGGCUCUUCCUCAUUGAUAAAUUUGUCCAAGCAUUUGUACGCAGACUUUAGAUUCGUUAAGACUAAAACAGGAGCCACUCCUCGCCCAUCUUUCUCAGCCACCAUGUCCACCGUUUCCACCCAGAACGAUGUCGUUUCAGGUCAAAGCGAGUCGAUCCAGAAGACCCAGCAGCCUUUACAGGUGGCAAAGCGCUUAGAAAAAUUCAAGACGACAAUCUUCACACAAAUGAGUAGUCUCGCCAUUAAAUAUGGAGCAAUAAACCUUGGGCAAGGCUUCCCCAACUUUGAUGGUCCUGAGUUUGUAAAGGAAGCGGCAAUUCAGGCCAUCAUAGAUGGGAAGAAUCAAUAUGCUCGUGGAUAUGGGGUUCCGGACUUAAACUCUGCCAUUGCUGAGCGAUUCAAGAAAGAUACUGGACUUGUUGUGGACCCUGAGAAGGAAAUUACAGUUACCUCUGGGUGCACUGAGGCAAUUGCGGCAACUGUGCUGGGCUUGAUAAAUCCUGGUGAUGAGGUUAUACUCUUUGCUCCUUUUUAUGAUUCUUAUGAAGCCACUCUAUCCAUGGCUGGUGCUAAAGUAAAAGGCAUCACCUUAUGCCCUCCGGAUUUUUCUGUCCCCAUUGAUGAGCUCAAGUCCACAAUCUCAAAGAAUACUCGUGCAAUUCUUCUAAAUACUCCUCAUAACCCUACUGGAAAAAUGUUCACUCGAGAGGAACUCAAUGAAAUUGCAUCUCUCUGCAUUGAAAAUGAUGUGUUGGUGUUCACUGAUGAAGUUUACGAUAAGUUGGCUUUUGAAAUGGAUCACAUUUCACUGGCCUCUCUUCCUGGGAUGUAUGAGCGCACGGUAACCAUGAAUUCCUUGGGGAAAACAUUCUCCCUAACCGGAUGGAAGAUCGGUUGGGCUAUAGCUCCCCCACACCUGACAUGGGGAGUGCGGCAGGCGCACUCUUAUCUCACUUUCGCUACCUCCACUCCAAUGCAGUGGGCUGCUGCAACAGCUCUCCGAGCCCCAGACUCCUACUAUGUGGAGCUGAAAAGAGAUUACCAGGCAAAGAAGGCGAUUUUGGUGGAGGGAUUGAAGGCUGUAGGUUUCAAAGUGUAUCCAUCAAGUGGCACCUACUUUGUGGUUGUAGAUCACACUCCUUUUGGACUGGAAAAUGAUGUUGCUUUCUGUGAGUAUCUGAUCAAGGAAGUUGGGGUGGUGGCAAUCCCAACCAGUGUGUUUUAUUUUAACCCAGAAGAUGGAAAGAAUCUAGUCAGAUUUACCUUCUGCAAAGAUGAAGGAACUCUUAGGGCUGCAGUUGACAGAAUGAAGGAGAAGUUGAGAAAAUAA